ACAGUUAGGAGGAGGAAACCGGUUCCCCCACUUCAAAGGAGGAACAUGAGAAAAUAGAAAGUGAAACUGUUUAACAGUCUGUCGGACUAGCAGUGAACAACCUUACUUUAGAAUAGGCAGCAGUUCUGACCGCUCAUCAUGGCGUGCAUUUAUGGAGACAUCACGAAAAUAGACACAACUGGAGCAUCAGAAGCAACAGCCAGACAGGACAAAUUAACUAUAACAGGUGUUGAAGCUUCAAAAAAACUGGCUGAGACUGAUCUGACCCGAAUGGAGAAAUACAAGGGUAAAAUCAUUAAUGUUGGUAAAGCAAAGCAAAUGGACCCAGCUGUGAUCGCUGCCAUCAUAUCCAGAGAGUCCAGAGCUGGAGCUGUACUGAAGGAUGGGUGGGGUGACCAUGGCAAUGGUUUUGGCCUCAUGCAGGUUGACAAACGCCAUCACGCUCCUGUUGGUGCCUGGGACAGUGAAGAGCAUCUUACACAAGGAACUAAUAUACUCAUCAGCUUUAUUCAACAAAUUAAAGCAAAAUUUCCCCAGUGGACAAAAGAGCAAUGUUUUAAAGGGGGAAUAUCAGCCUACAAUGCAGGUGUGGGGAAUGUGCGCUCAUAUGAUCGCAUGGACAUCGGCACCACAGGAAACGACUACGCUAAUGAUGUUGUUGCCAGAGCCCAGUGGUAUAAGAGCAAGGGUUACUGAACAACAGCUGUUACUGACCCGUAACAGUUAACUUACUGUUGUGAAAUCUCUUUUUAAAGGAAUAACAACAUAUUGAUUAUAAUUAAAAUUACUACAUUAAAUUAAAUUAAAAUUAUAUAUUCUUAUUGUAGAGUGUUGUUCUUGGGUUUUUGAUUUUAAAAAGAAUAUUAUGUGACAGUCAAACAUCAAAGUUUGAUUUCACUCAUUGAUUUCAAUCUUUGACAUGAUCAUACUCAGCCAAUAAUAUUAAAUAUUCCAGGGUUAAAGUUUCACAGAAUGUUCUUUAACAUGUAAAAGGAUUUUAUUUAGAAAACAGUAAAUCACAAACAAAUGAAUUUUACAGGUAGGGGAUCACAUUACAGAGAUCUUUAAUCCUGCUCCUAGAAAUAAAUUGUGUGUCUUAGUUAGUUCCCUAGCUCCCUAGGUCAUGAAUCAGUAUAUCACUACAAGUCCUUGUGCCUUAUCAACAGACAGGACAGAUGGAUAAGAUUAUGGUGCAUAACAUACAUUAUAAAUAUACUUUACUGUAUCUUUGUUUGUACAGUAUGUGUGUUUAUGUUGACAUGUAAUUAAAUAAAGGUUUUUCUCAAA
Molecule: messenger RNA, 1287 nt
Organism: Misgurnus anguillicaudatus (oriental weatherfish)
Lineage: Eukaryota; Metazoa; Chordata; Actinopteri; Cypriniformes; Cobitidae
Product: lysozyme g
Biological process (GO): peptidoglycan catabolic process; defense response to Gram-positive bacterium
Cellular component (GO): extracellular region
Molecular function (GO): lysozyme activity
Source: RefSeq, a predicted model, not a curated record